AUGUCUGAAAAGACAACGACUAAAAAGAAGGCAUUUUUACCUCAAGGUAAAUACUUGAAACCUGAUGAAAUUGAAUAUGAGUUUGGUGGUGUUCCAGGUGUUAUUGGAAUGUUAAUUGGAUUCCCUGCAUUAAUGUACUAUAUGUGGAUAUGCACUGAAUUCUAUGAUGGUCAAAUUGCUUUACCAAAAGAAAAUGAAACAUGGUCACAAUUUUUAUUAUCAUUAUAUGAUUUAAUCAUUAAACAUGCUAUACCAACACGUUAUAUUUGGACUGUCUUUAUGACUUUUUGGUUAUUUCAAAUUAUCUUUUAUUAUACUUUACCAGGUAUUUGGACUAAAGGUCAACCAUUAACUCAUUUGAAAGGCAAACAAUUGCCUUACUAUUGUAAUGCUAUGUGGACACUUUACGUUAGUACUAUAUUAGUAUUAGUAUUACAUUUUACUGGUAUUUUCAAAUUGUAUACAAUUAUUGAUAAUUUUGGUCAAAUUAUGACUUGUGCCAUUAUCUCAGGAUUUUCAUUUUCAAUAGGUUUAUAUUUAUGGACAUUAUUUAUCAGUGGUGAUUAUCAUAGAAUGACUGGGAAUCAUCUUUAUGAUUUCUUUAUGGGUGCACCAUUAAACCCACGUUGGGGAAUUCUUGAUUUAAAGAUGUUCUUUGAAGUUAGACUACCUUGGUUUACACUUUAUUUUAUUACAUUAGGAGCAUGUUUAAAACAAUAUGAAACAUACGGUUACGUUACACCACAAUUAGGUGUAGUUAUGUUAGCUCAUUGGCUUUAUGCUAAUGCAUGUGCUAAAGGUGAAGAACUGAUUGUUCCAACUUGGGAUAUGGCUUAUGAAAAAUUCGGGUUUAUGUUAAUCUUUUGGAAUAUUGCAGGUGUCCCAUACACCUAUUGUCAUUGUACUUUAUAUCUAUAUUAUCAUGAUCCAUCACAAUAUAAUUGGUCAUGGCAAUAUAAUAUUACUUUAUACAUCGUAUUAUUGACAGCUUAUUAUUUCUUUGAUACAACCAAUGCCCAAAAAAAUUCUUUUAGAAAACAAAUGUCUGGUGAUAAGACCAUUCGUAAAACUUUCCCAUUCUUACCUUAUCAAAUAUUGAAAGAUCCAAAAUAUAUGACUACAGCUGAUGGUUCUUAUUUAUUAAUCGAUGGGUGGUAUACAUGGGCUCGUAAGAUUCAUUAUACUGCUGAUUGGACUCAAUCUCUAGUGUGGGCAUUAUCUUGCGGAUUUAAUUCUCCUUUCCCAUGGUUCUUCCCAAUUUUCUUCUUUGUAGUAUUAGUUCAUAGAGCAACAAGAGAUACAGCUAAAUGUAAGAAGAAGUAUGGUAAAGAUUGGGAUGAAUAUGUUAAGCAUUGUCCAUACUUAUUCAUUCCAUACAUUUUUUAG
This is a messenger RNA of Maudiozyma saulgeensis, 1386 nucleotides long. Lineage: Eukaryota; Fungi; Ascomycota; Saccharomycetes; Saccharomycetales; Saccharomycetaceae. The record is from the annotation of a GenBank genome assembly.